AUGGCCAUUAACGGAAAUUUAUUGAAGUCCCAAGAAUUUCUUUCACCACAAAUAUUUCCCCAAUUCGACGUCCGUAUCAAGAAAAUCACACCAGGAAACGAAACAACCUUCUAUCCAAAUCAUGUAAAAAAUCUGCAUGGACACUCGUUGCGCUUGGGAAUCAACAAUGAGAGCACAAAGGCCUAUGUAAUGCGGGAAACCAGCAGCAACAAGUUCACCUUAAGUGGCCAUGUUGGUUCUUUCUUUAAAGUGUUUGCGGAUUUCCACAAUGCCUCCAUAACGCUACCUCACUUUAGACAAAAAAUCGAAGUGACACAUGUUCUUUUGGAGGCCAUGGUCAACAAUGGCACCUAUGACAUGUCCAUGGAAUUAUCAAUUAAUCAAUAUGCCAACGAUAUGGUCUACAGCUACACAUAUGACUUUCUGGAUUGGUGUAUAAUGGUACCAAUGGAAAAUCCGGUUCCUGCUUAUCUUUUUUAUGUCCGCAUUUUUGAUAUUCUUUCGACGGUGAUCGUUUUUUGCGCUGUCUUUGUCUUGACAUUACUUGUGGCCUUGACUUUUUGGCUUCAGGAUUACACCGUCUAUUGGUUUGACACUUUCUUCAAUGUCUACAUCUUCAACGGCAUUUUGGGGCACCCAUUCAAAAUGGAGAUAAAUUUUACCGGAGUUCGCAGUUUCCUAUACCUACUAACAUGUGUAGGUGGCAUAAUUAUUAAUUCUAGUUUUGCCACUUAUCUGCAGACAUAUAAGGCCCGGCCACCCACGGAAAAGCCCAUAAUGACUCUGAAUGAUAUACGCAGUUCGAAAUUAAAAAUUGCCUUCUACAAAGAGGAAUACAAAUUUAUGCAGGCAAAUAAUUUAUCCCGCCCAUAUGAUGAUGUAGCUUUUCUAAUUGACACAUAUCGUGACUACUACACGCUGCGCGAUAGCUAUGACACCCGCUUUGUUUACCCAGUACCAUCGCCACAAUGGUCUCAAUACGAACAGCAACAGAAAUUUUUUGCAAAGCCGAAAUUUCGUCUAUCCGACAUUUGUAUCUUCAAAAUGAUUGGUGUCAUGAUACCAAUGCAACCCAAUUCACCAUUUGAAGACACUGUCAACCAAAUGAUUGGUAUUGUCAAUCAAGCUGGUCUGAUUCAAUACUGGAAGAGCAUGGAAUUUUUGGAGUCGCUUCAGAGAAAACGUUUAACAUUGUUCGAUGGCAGUACUGCCAUAAGUUUUGAAGUCAUGAAAUUUCAGGAUACAAAACUUUUGGGAUAUCUUUUUAUCAUCAUGAUAAGUGUGUCGUCUUUGUGUUUUAUUGCGGAACUAUAUUGGCCACGAAGAGGUCGCCUUGCACGCAGAUUGUGGAAGAUGCGAAAAUUGUGUUCAUGUUUUAAGAAACCUGUGAAUUGA
This is a messenger RNA of Musca domestica (house fly), 1395 nucleotides long. RefSeq lists its product as uncharacterized. The transcript has a single exon. Bases 1 to 1395 code for a protein of 464 amino acids. Lineage: Eukaryota; Metazoa; Arthropoda; Insecta; Diptera; Muscidae. The record is from RefSeq and is a predicted model, not a curated record.